Molecule: messenger RNA, 1998 nt
Organism: Rasamsonia emersonii CBS 393.64
Lineage: Eukaryota; Fungi; Ascomycota; Eurotiomycetes; Eurotiales; Trichocomaceae
Product: Meiosis protein MEI2
Exons: 11
Coding region: 1-1998 (665 amino acids)
Molecular function (GO): RNA binding
Source: RefSeq, a predicted model, not a curated record
AUGAGAGCCUACGAUCCAUCCGCUUUGGCAAACAGCCCCCGUUCUUCUGACGGAGCUGCUACUGGCAAUGGCUCUCCGGACACGAAGCUGACUGCGUUCUCUCCCGAGGACGUGCGACCCAAGGCUCGUGUAGAUUCUGCCAUCUGCAUCCCGCAGGAUUCUGAUGGAGUCAGUAGCUUUUCUCCUGGCCCCGGAGCCGACCCUUUUGUCGUUCCUGCCAGCCAACCUCGUCUUGCUCACCUGUGUCCUACGGCAUUGAGUUUCCGGCCUGUUGGAGUGACUGGUACUUUGACGGAUACAGGUCUCAAACGUCCUAUACCCUCUGUAGGCUAUGGGAUGAGCUAUUUAGCUGCUGGGUCCGAGCCAGACUCAAGAGCAGUUGGCAAUAGUGACAGCGUGUAUUCCGCGAAAACCUUCUCUGGUUUUGGGCCUAUUGGCAAGUCUGCUCUAAACAAGGACGGUUCUCAUCCCUUUGAAGUCAACUUUGAGCAACUCGAUUACGAACAUCGCAGCCGUGCCUUCGUGAUCGAGGAAGUUCCAAGGAAUCUAUCUCAUCUGACCUUGGCAGGUUUUUUUAGCCGUCGUGAGUUUGGAACUAUCAAAGGUCCCCUUCUUUCAGAACUUAGUUCGAAGGGUAAGAUCUACGUCGCAUUUACCGACAGCCGUGAGGCAAAGAAUGCGAUAGAAAAGGUCCAGGUUCUACACCCGGAUUGGCGUAUCACUCCCCUUACUGCUCGGGAAUACGCGCAGCAGUCUACAACCUCCGAUGUCGACCGCGUCUCCGAUUUCGAAGGCCAAAUCUGUGUUUCUGUGUAUUACGAUAGCCGAGACCCUAGCAUUGAUCAGCGGGCAAUUAUAUCAUGUGUGAGAGGAUUAACAGAAAGUUUCGGUGACGUGAAGACAUUCAAGGCUCUUCCUGUGGAGCAAAACAAUGUCAGUGAAUUUGAAGUCGAGUUUUUUGACACGCGUGAUGCCGAAAACGCCGUGGCCACACUCAACGGAGCCACUGUCGAGGAUUGUAUUCUUGAGAUCAAACUACAUAAACCGGAUGUGGAAGACCCAUCCAGUGACUUUUUCCACGAACGUUGUUCAUCCAAAGAUGUCUCUCCUCGUAGAGACUCCCGUCGGGUUGUUACGUCUGGAUCUUCUGGACGAGACAGUCCCCAUUUGGAAUUGAGUCCAACUGGCCGUUCCACCAUACCUCGAGGUGAGCGUGCAGGACUUAUGGACUGGAUGCUCAGUUCCACAUCGCGACCAGUGCUUCCACCUCACCAAGAGUACAAUCGCUUCACUGAUACACGUUUCAAAUCUCAGAAUUUUGUCGACGUGGAACGUAUUCGCCGCGGUCUUGACGUCCGCACAACAAUCAUGCUUCGUAACAUCCCAAAUAAAAUCGAUCAGUCCAUGUUGAAAGAGAUUGUGGACGAGACGAGCUUUGGAAAAUACGAUUUUAUGUAUCUCCGGAUUGUUCGAUUUAGUGUCGGUUAUGCGUUCAUCAACUUUGAAGAUCCUAUCGAUAUAAUCGAUGUGAGUUUACGCAACUAUGCAUCUAAGAAUGGAGCACUGAAUGAGCUUAGUUUGUCAAAGCCCGAGCUGGCCGCACUUGCUAUCCAAGGAAAAGAUUGCCUCGUGCAGAAAUUCCGGAACAGCUCUGUGAUGCUUGAAGAUCCGUCCUUCCGGCCUAAGAUAUUCCACACUGGCACCGGUCCUUUGGCCGGGACUGAAGAUCGCUUCCCAGGUCCAGAUAAUCUUUCUAAGAUGCGGCGAAGCGUGGAAAAUGCUGAGCAUGUUGGUCUCUUUGCCCCACGUGUGAAUCGUGACGAACAGCGACGUCGCCGCUCGUCGUUGGGUCGUGGAAGGAUACCUCCGGACCGCCUUCUUUGCGUUAGAGAGAGUUCCUACCGGCGUCCAAGUGUGCUGGGUGCCGGUUCGGCACCAGACUUUAGACCGCCAUGGUAUGAUACGCAGCGUUCUCCACGUGGCCCGAGAACUUCUUGA